AAGGGCAAGGUGUGAGUAGUGGGCGGGGCUCAGGCUGGAGGUCACGGGCGACUGAUGCAACGUGUGUAGCGGAAUACCGGCUGUCAGUGUGAUUUCCGUACACAUGGCCGCCCCGACCGGACCGGCGACACAUCCCGCCCCCCCGGGAUCGCAGCUCACCCGGGUCCUCCGACAUGUCAAGUACGAGGACCUGGCGGCCGGCCUGAGCGGAGGGGUCAUCUCCACCCUGGUACUGCACCCGCUGGACCUGGUCAAGAUCCGAUUCGCAGUCAGCGAUGGAUUGGAGCUCCGACCCAAAUACAACAGCAUACUGCACUGCAUGUCCACUGUGUGGAAGCAGGAGGGUGUCCGCGGCCUCUACCAGGGGGUGACGCCCAAUAUGUGGGGAGCCGGGGCCUCCUGGGGCCUUUACUUUUUCUUCUAUGGUGCAAUCAAAGCAUACAAGAAGGAGGGGAGAGCCGAAAACCUGACUGCCACUGAACACCUCCUGUCAGCAGCUGGAGCAGGAGCCUUAACUCUGUCUGUUACAAACCCGAUAUGGGUUACCAAGACUCGCCUUGUCCUUCAGUACGAUGCUGGGGUUGACCCAUCAAAACGCCAGUACAGAGGCAUGUUCCACGCCCUGGCUAAAAUAUACAGGCAAGAAGGAAUCCGGGGACUUUAUAAGGGGUUUGUGCCAGGCCUUUUUGGAACUUCACAUGGCGCCCUUCAAUUUAUGGCAUAUGAAGAACUAAAACUGGAAUAUAAUAAGCACCUUAAUCGCCCAAGUGAUACGAAAUUGAAUACUAUGGAGUAUAUCGCCAUGGCGGCCUUGUCGAAGAUUUUUGCAGUGGCAGCUACUUACCCCUACCAAGUUGUUCGAGCGCGUCUUCAAGAUCAGCACAACCGCUAUUCUGGGGUCAUAGAUGUUGUUAGACGGACAUGGAGGAGAGAAGGCAUCCAAGGAUUCUACAAAGGCAUUGUCCCCAAUGUGAUUCGAGUUACUCCGGCGUGUUGUAUCACUUUUGUAGUCUAUGAGAAGGUCUCCCAUUUCCUACUAAGUCGGCGGAAAGACCAGAAUUAAUGCUGCACCGGACACACUUGGGUCCCUCUGUGUCAAGUUUCCUGGAUUACCAGGAAGACCCAGGAAAAUGGACAUAUAGAGAAGGAAUACUGACAUUUAUUCAGGACUUCGCACUUCAUCCUGUACCCGUGUGUCUAUACAGUACUUGAAGUUGGGCUUCUGUGGCUCUCCAGUACUGGGUGGGAUGACUGGCUUCCUAAGCAGGGAUAGUUGGCCUACUCUUCUUACUGUGUACGGGCAAUUUAGGAGCGGAUUUAAUUUUAAUUUAUUCUAUUUUUGUAAAAGUUUUUCUAAAUAUAUAUGAGUGAAUGGUGUUUGUUAUGCCCGAGGAUUGUAUUGUUUUUAUACAGAUCAGAUUGUUUUAAUUUAGUUUUUUUUCUACAGUAUAUAAGUACUGUACCGGGAGAAUUUAAGGUGUAUAUUUCCCUACCUCUUGGUAAAGGAAUAUGCAUAAAGCCUAUUGUUAGAAGAAGAAGAAGGUGUUUACAGUUUGAGCCUGAGCUGCUAUAGUUGGCUAGAACAAUAAAACAUUUAGUAUU
Messenger RNA from Rana temporaria (common frog), 1602 nucleotides. RefSeq names its product solute carrier family 25 member 32 (gene SLC25A32). Gene Ontology annotation, molecular function: folic acid transmembrane transporter activity; FAD transmembrane transporter activity. Bases 104 to 1063 code for a protein of 319 amino acids. Gene Ontology annotation, biological process: folate import into mitochondrion; nucleotide transport; mitochondrial transport. The record is from RefSeq and is a predicted model, not a curated record. Gene Ontology annotation, cellular component: mitochondrial membrane; mitochondrion. Lineage: Eukaryota; Metazoa; Chordata; Amphibia; Anura; Ranidae. The transcript has 7 exons.